GUUGGUCAAGUAGUACGUGCUAUUUGUUUGUUGGAUCAUCCAAUCAGCAAUACAAAGGAUGCCCUUUCCACUCAGAUUAUCAUCCCGCAGAAGCAAGUUAAUAGGAGUUCUGAUAUUUACGUAUCUUUGGUGUCUUACACCCAUCAAGUAGCAGCAAAGGGGUGGUUUAUAGCAAUGGUCAGCACCACAGUUGAAACUGACAAUCCUGAGGCUGAAAUUCUUCCAGGGCUUAACCUUCUGGGACCCAUAAAGCAGAAGUUUGUGAUUGUUUCACCAAUAUAUAAACCACUUGAAGACGGUCAGGAGAAUCAAAUUUUUAUAUCUGAAUCAUAUGAUGCCACAUCUCACUUUGAGACAACGUGCUUGGAUGUUUUAUCUAUCUACCGCCGUGGCACUGGCGAGGACUUUGAUUUCUCUAAGGUGAAGCACAAUUUGGGUGAUGAAGAACUGUAAGGUGCCCUGUACACUCCUUUCCUCCUUCCCACAUGUAAUUGACUGGCUCUCUAGGUUGGUGUGUUUCAGGUCAAAGGUUUGGCCACUCAAACUGCCAUGCCUAUUCUGCCUGCUGCUUCCCUAGGUAGCCGGUAUUGUGAUUACACGUCACACUAUCACACCAUUGAAAACAUGCAUACACUUAUCAUUUGAUACUGGGGAAAACACAUCAGCAUUCUAUGUUUUGUUAUACCAAAGCUAACUUAAUUUGAUUAUAUAUACAUAUAUAUGUAUAAUAUAAAAUAUAUAUAUAUAUAUAUAUAUA
This is a messenger RNA of Macrobrachium nipponense, 757 nucleotides long. RefSeq names its product rab GDP dissociation inhibitor alpha-like. Gene Ontology annotation, cellular component: cytoplasm. Gene Ontology annotation, molecular function: Rab GDP-dissociation inhibitor activity. Lineage: Eukaryota; Metazoa; Arthropoda; Malacostraca; Decapoda; Palaemonidae. The record is from RefSeq and is a predicted model, not a curated record. Gene Ontology annotation, biological process: protein transport; small GTPase-mediated signal transduction; vesicle-mediated transport.